Guillardia theta CCMP2712 is the source of this 702-nucleotide messenger RNA. RefSeq lists its product as hypothetical. The transcript has 10 exons. Bases 1 to 702 code for a protein of 233 amino acids. The record is from RefSeq and is a predicted model, not a curated record. Lineage: Eukaryota; Cryptophyceae; Pyrenomonadales; Geminigeraceae.
AUGCUCCUUGCGAGAGAGCGGGAGAAGCCGUUCGGUCAUGGUGCGACUUUGCUACGUCUGCGUGGCGGCAUAGUGCAAGAGAGCAUCCCGCAAUCUCUCGCGGCCGCGGUGAAACGAGGUGAAGUGGCGGGAGAGGUCGUUGGAAGAUACGCAGCCGCGCUUGCAAAGCUUCCGCACAACUUUCGCUGGAUUUUGAGGUUCGAGAUCAUCUGGCGGAGGAUGCUAGCAGACGAGGACCUCUUCCUCAAGAUGUCCACUGAGGCGCUCAUGGGCUGCAGCAUGCAGGCGGUGGCGGAGAUACAGCAACGAGGAGGAGCGUUCCUUCAACAACUCGACCUCGUGAGCGCUGAUUUGUUCAUUGUGAUGAUCCAGUGCCUGGCGUGCGUUGUGUACGCUGCUCCGGUCGUUCAGACGCAUGACGAGGACCGGGGGGCCCUAGGGAGAUUCCUGUCCGGCUGCCCUUCUAGUGUGUUUGGGAAGAGGCCAAACCAAGACGCUCCCCCGUUUUCUGCUCUUCAGAGACUCUUUGCUUACCUCAAGCCCAUGCCAGCUCUGUUCAUCAUCGGGUCUGGCGCGUCUGUCUGCGGAUACGUUUACAGCUCCCUGCUGCUGCAGCUGCGAUUCUUCCUAUCAACCCUCAAGAAGAUGGUGCGGAGCAGGAUUCGGUUCAGCGGGCAGAAGGGGAAGACGAGCUACAGGUGA